This is a messenger RNA of Colletotrichum truncatum, 240 nucleotides long. The record is from RefSeq and is a predicted model, not a curated record. NCBI's taxonomy places the organism in Eukaryota, Fungi, Ascomycota, Sordariomycetes, Glomerellales, Glomerellaceae.
AUGAGCACGGCGGCCGGGGGAGUGCUUGAAGAGUGGGGCCGGGAGGACGGGAGCAGGCAAUCAGAACGUGGAACAUUCCGCGAAGGUGCCCUGCUGGUGCUGCCGCCUCCUUCCAGUAACUACUAUGUAACCCUGAAGCGAAAACGGGUCCGGCCCUCCAGUGGGAAGGACCCGGUUUCCAUGCCAGUCACGCUGCACAGCACAGGACUGACUCUGAAGGCCAGUCCAGUCUCGGUUUAG